ACCACGACCCAACUCAUUGUGGACCAAAGCAACAAGACACGGCACAAAUCUUCUCUACACCAGUUUAAAAAUUUUAAAGAAUCUACCAAAAUGCGUGAAAUCGUCCACCUCCAGGCUGGUCAGUGCGGAAACCAGAUUGGUGCCAAGUUCUGGGAAGUAAUUUCUGACGAACAUGGCAUUGACCCAACUGGUACCUACCAUGGUGAUUCAGACUUGCAGUUAGAAAGAAUCAAUGUAUACUACAAUGAGGCCACAGGUGGAAAAUAUGUUCCCCGUGCUGUCUUGGUCGAUUUGGAGCCCGGUACCAUGGACUCGGUCAGAUCAGGUCCAUUCGGACAAAUUUUCAGACCAGACAAUUUCGUUUUUGGUCAAAGUGGUGCUGGUAACAACUGGGCUAAAGGUCACUACACAGAAGGUGCUGAGUUAGUUGAUUCAGUCCUUGAUGUUGUCCGCAAGGAGGCAGAAAGCUGUGACUGUCUGCAGGGAUUCCAACUUACACACUCCCUUGGUGGUGGUACUGGCUCAGGUAUGGGUACACUCCUCAUCAGCAAGAUCCGUGAAGAAUAUCCAGAUCGCAUCAUGAACACAUUCAGUGUUGUUCCAUCACCAAAAGUAUCAGACACUGUUGUUGAACCAUACAAUUGUACUCUGUCGGUUCAUCAGUUGGUUGAAAAUACUGACGAGACAUUUUGUAUCGACAACGAAGCCCUCUACGAUAUCUGCUUCCGUACCCUGAAACUUACCACUCCUACCUAUGGUGACUUAAAUCAUUUGGUAUCUGCAACCAUGAGUGGUGUUACUACCUGUCUGCGAUUCCCUGGUCAGUUGAACGCCGAUCUCCGUAAAUUAGCUGUCAAUAUGGUACCAUUCCCACGUCUGCACUUCUUCAUGCCUGGUUUUGCUCCAUUGACCAGCCGUGGUAGCCAACAAUAUCGUGCCCUUACUGUGCCAGAAUUAACCCAACAAAUGUUCGAUGCCAAGAACAUGAUGGCCGCCUGUGAUCCACGUCAUGGUCGUUAUCUGACAGUAGCUGCAAUCUUCCGUGGCCGUAUGUCCAUGAAAGAAGUUGACGAACAGAUGUUGAAUGUCCAGAACAAAAACAGUAGUUACUUCGUUGAAUGGAUCCCCAACAACGUGAAGACCGCUGUUUGCGAUAUACCACCCCGUGGUCUCAAGAUGUCUGUGUGUUUCAUUGGUAACAGCACUGCCAUCCAAGAGCUUUUCAAGCGUAUCUCUGAACAGUUCACUGCUAUGUUCCGUCGUAAAGCUUUCUUGCAUUGGUACACUGGUGAAGGUAUGGAUGAGAUGGAAUUUACUGAAGCUGAAUCCAACAUGAACGACUUGGUAUCUGAAUACCAACAGUACCAGGAUGCAACAGCUGAAGAGGAGGGUGAAUUUGAUGAAGAGGAGGGAGAAGUCGAAGAUGAUUAGCACGUUUCCUCUGAGCGUAAAUUAUCACUGCGAUGACCAAUAUGAACAGUUGUUUUGCGAUAAGCUUUCCUUUUUGGGAAACGAUUACAUUAAUUACAAAUAAACCCGAAAAUAAACAUGUAUUAUCUCAAAUGUGUUGUUAUGGUGUAAGUGUUUAUUGUAUUUUAUGUUAGUCAGUCCAGUAUGCGGGCAAAAUUGUGACCUCGUAGUUUGGGUAAUUAAUAUGCUACUUAUCAACUGUCCAGUUUGCGAAUUGAAAUAUAGAACGGCAGCACUCGUCUGGGUGCGUUCAUUCAGCGCCGAUGUUCAGCUUGACCCAUUUGGGGCAAAAAUUAUUUCGUUGAAAACUCAGAAUUAAUGACAUUACAGUAUUCUUCACAUAUGAUGACUAGACGCGAUGCAAGAUAUCGAGUUUUACAGACAUUCGUAAUUCAAGAUUUCCAGUCUGUAUUCCGCGACAGUUGUGUGACCGCCACCAACGGCACGUUUUGGAACGUUACGUUACUCUUACCUGAUAAUGCAACGCAAGCACUGUGAUGUUAUUGACAUGUUGAGUUGGCAAUGUAAAUUUUGUUCGCUAAAUAAAACCUAGUGUGACCUGUGUA
This is a messenger RNA of Saccoglossus kowalevskii, 2036 nucleotides long. RefSeq names its product tubulin beta-4B chain-like. Gene Ontology annotation, biological process: microtubule-based process. NCBI's taxonomy places the organism in Eukaryota, Metazoa, Hemichordata, Enteropneusta, Harrimaniidae. The record is from RefSeq and is a predicted model, not a curated record. Gene Ontology annotation, cellular component: microtubule. Gene Ontology annotation, molecular function: GTP binding; structural constituent of cytoskeleton; GTPase activity.